Pygoscelis adeliae (Adelie penguin) is the source of this 6408-nucleotide messenger RNA. RefSeq names its product scribbled planar cell polarity protein (gene SCRIB). The transcript has 46 exons. Gene Ontology annotation, molecular function: protein binding. Bases 1 to 5829 code for a protein of 1942 amino acids. Lineage: Eukaryota; Metazoa; Chordata; Aves; Sphenisciformes; Spheniscidae. Gene Ontology annotation, cellular component: adherens junction; postsynaptic membrane; postsynaptic density. Gene Ontology annotation, biological process: neurotransmitter receptor transport postsynaptic membrane to endosome; neurotransmitter receptor transport, endosome to postsynaptic membrane. The record is from RefSeq and is a predicted model, not a curated record.
AUGGAUGCUCAGGUUUGCCCUGAGCCUUUCUUUAGGCUUCUGAACCUGCGCAAGCUGGGUCUGAGUGACAAUGAAAUCCAGAGACUUCCCCCUGAGGUUGCCAACUUCAUGCAACUGGUGGAACUGGACAUCUCCCGUAACGACAUUCCAGAAAUUCCUGAAAGCAUCAAAUUCUGCAAAUCCUUGGAAAUCGCAGACUUCAGUGGGAAUCCUCUCUCCAGGCUUCCAGAGGGCUUCACACAGCUUCGGAGCCUGGGCCAUUUGGCUUUGAAUGAUGUGUCCCUGCAGAGCCUCCCCAGUGACAUUGGGAAUUUGGCAAACCUGGUGACUUUGGAGCUACGUGAGAACCUGCUAAAGACUCUCCCCACUUCACUCUCCUUCCUUGUCAAGUUAGAACAGUUGGAUCUUGGUGGCAAUGAUCUGGAAGUACUGCCAGAUACUCUGGGAGCGCUACCCAACCUGCGUGAGCUUUGGUUAGACCGGAACCAGCUCUCAGCCCUGCCUCCGGAACUGGGCAAUCUCCGCCGCUUGGUCUGUCUGGAUGUGUCAGAGAACAAGCUGGAGCAGUUGCCCAACGAGGUCAGUGGGCUAGUAGCACUGACGGACUUGCUCCUGUCACAGAACCUGUUGGAAUGCAUUCCAGAUGGGAUUGGUCAGCUGAAGCAGCUCUCCAUCCUCAAGGUGGACCAGAAUCGGCUGACAGAGGUGACAGAGUCAAUUGGGGACUGCGAAAAUCUGUCAGAACUCAUCUUGACAGAGAACAUGCUGACAGCCUUACCAAAGUCCCUCGGCAAGCUGGCCAAGCUGACGAACCUGAAUGUGGAUCGGAACCGGCUAACAUCCCUUCCAGCUGAGAUUGGAGGCUGUGCCAAUCUGAAUGUGCUGUCCUUGCGAGACAAUCGCCUGGCCCUCCUGCCACCAGAGCUUGCCAACACCACUGAGCUUCAUGUCCUGGAUGUGGCCGGAAACAGACUGCAGAACUUGCCAUUUGCUUUGACAAAUCUUAACCUGAAAGCCCUGUGGCUGGCAGAAAAUCAGUCCCAGCCCAUGCUGAAAUUCCAAACAGAGGAUGAUGAGAAGACAGGAGAAAAAGUUCUCACUUGUUACCUGCUUCCCCAGCAGCCCUCUCCUAGCCUAGAGAAUCUUUUGCAGAACAGUGUGGAUGAGAGCUGGACGGACACCAAUUUAAACAGAGUCAGUGUGAUUCAGUUCCUGGAUGAACCCAAAGUAGAUGAUGAAGAGGAGUCUGGAGCUGAGAGACGGGGCUUACAGCGCAGAGCAACCCCUCAUCCCAGUGAACUGAAGGUUAUGAAGAAAGUGAUUGAAGUUCGGCGCAAUGAGGUAUAUGCUGCAAAGCCUGACACGGACCUGAAUUCUCCUAACUCAGAAGAGAAGAGGCUGAGCGCCAUGUCAAAUCGCAGUGAGGACUCCCACCUUUCCAACAGCACUGGCUCUGCUGACUUUAGGGGAGAGGAGGAGGAGGGAGAGAGGAGCUGGCCAAACGGGAAAGUGCCUGAGACGCAGGAGCUGGAGGAGGCGGCAAAGCCCAGAGCUGAAGAGGAGCGUAAGGAAGCUGUUGACCAAGAGGAGGAAGAUGUGGAAGUGGAAUACAAUGAGCCCACUGUACACUUUGCUGAGGACACACUAAUACGGAGCGAGGAUGAAGAUGAAGAUGAAGAGCGACCAUUCCCAGUGGAAAAACAGAGGCUUAUCCGCAAGGACACACCCCAUUAUAAGAAACACUUUAAGAUAACUAAACUGCCCAAGCCAGAGGCAGUGGUGGCACUCCUGCAGGGGCUGAACAGUGAUGGAGUCCCCAAAGAGGAAGAGGAGUUAGGAGGCUGCAAUAACAACACAGAGCCUGAGGAUCAGGAGGAAGCAUGGGAUGAGGAUGACAGAAAGAAUAGAGCGUUAUCUGCUCAGCCAUCAGUGAAGGGGGUGUCGUUUGAUCAAGCCAAUAAUCUGCUGAUUGAACCUGCUCGCAUUGAGGAGGAAGAGUUGACACUGACUAUCGUGCGGCAGACAGGGGGGCUGGGCAUCAGCAUCGCAGGGGGCAAGGGCUCCACCCCCUAUAAGGGUGAUGAUGAGGGCAUCUUUAUUUCCCGUGUGUCAGAAGAGGGUCCUGCAGCUCGUGCAGGGGUUCGUGUUGGGGACAAGCUUCUGGAGGUGAAUGGCGUGUCCCUGCACUGCGCUGAGCAUCACGUGGCGGUGGAAGCUCUGCGUGGAUCAGGAAGCUCCGUCUCCAUGACAGUUCUGCGGGAGCGGAUGGUGGAGCCAGAGAAUGCCAUCACUGUCACACCGCUGCGCCCUGAGGAUGACUACAGCCCUCGUGAGAGGCGAGGUGGUCUACGCUUCCCAGAGCGACCUGAGGGGGCACCUCCCACAGAGAGAUAUUCCACCUGCCUUAUGCGCAAUGAGAAGGGCCUGGGCUUCAGCAUUGCUGGUGGCAAAGGCUCCACACCCUACCGGGCUGGUGACACGGGGAUCUUUAUCUCACGGAUUGCAGAGGGUGGUGCAGCCCAUCGGGACGGGAUCCUGCACGUAGGAGAUCGGGUCAUCUCGAUCAAUGGGGUAGACAUGACAGAAGCCAGGCAUGAUCAGGCAGUAGCGCUGCUUACUGCAUCCUCCCCCACCAUCGUGCUGCUGGUAGAGAGAGAGGGUGCAGAGCAGCUCAGCGAGGGAGACUCACCAGGCGUGCCACGAGUGCGCAUGCACUCCCCACCACCGCCUCCCAGCCAUGGGGAGAGCCCACCGGAGGAGGCGCCUUCGCUGCAAAGGAACCAUCUGUCUAAAGGCCUGGAGGAUCAAUAUCCCAUUGAGGAAAUUCACCUUGUAAAAGCAGGUGGUCCCCUGGGACUCAGCAUUGUAGGAGGCAGUGACCAUUCAAGCCAUCCAUUUGGGAUUCAUGAACCAGGUGUCUUCAUUUCAAAGGUCAUUCCCCGUGGACUGGCAUCUCGCAGUGGGCUCCGUGUAGGGGACAGGAUCCUGGAGGUAAAUAGUAUUGACCUGCGCCAUGCUACCCACCAGGAAGCAGUGAAUGCCCUGCUCUCCAACACCCAGGAGCUGACUAUGUUAGUAAGGCGAGAUCCGCCACCACCUGGUAUGCAGGAAAUAUGCAUUGAAAAGGCUCCAGGAGAAAAGCUGGGCAUCAGCAUCCGGGGUGGAGCAAAAGGUCAUGCUGGAAAUCCAUUUGAUCCCACUGAUGAAGGCAUCUUCAUUUCUAAGGUGAGCUCCUCUGGCGCUGCGGCCCGGGAUGGCCGUCUGAAGGUGGGAAUGCGGAUCCUGGAGGUGAAUCAUCAGAGUUUGCUGGGAAUGACACAUACAGAAGCAGUACAGAUACUCCGAAGUGUGGGUGAUGCGCUGCUUGUGCUAGUGUGUGAUGGCUUUGAUCCCAAGGCUGCAGCUGCCAUUGAGAUGUCCCCAGGAAUUAUUGCAAACCCUUUUGCUGCUGGUAUUGGGCGCAAGAAUAGCCUGGAAAGUAUCUCUUCUAUUGAUCGGGAUUUAAGCCCUGAAGAACUGGAGAUCCUACAGAAGGAGAUGGAAAUGGUGAGAGAAGCAACUCAAUGGGAGAGAGAAGAAAUGGAGAAAGUGGAGUGGAUGCGUAGGGAGCGGGAGGCAGCCACACAGCAACUUGAGGAGGAGGCAGAGAAUAUCACCAGUGAACCUUUGAGACUGGACUAUCGGACCCUGGCUGCUUUGCCCAGCAGUGGCUUACAGAGAGUCAAUCGCACUCUUGUUCAGUAUAAUAAGGCCAGCUCCAGAAUGGAGGGUGACUGCACUAUGCUGUCUCUGCCAGUGGCACAGGACAGCCGGGAUUCAUACCCAGAAACAGCUGCAGGCCCGAUCAUCAGAAGCAUGGCUGGCCUUCCUCAGGACCCUGCAUCACCUGACAAGUGCACAAGUGGGGCAGAAAAGCCCCAACUAGACAAGCAGGAUCCCACGGGUUGCCCCUUGUCCCAGGACCAGAUGCCAAAGACACCAGAGCAAGAGUGUAUGAUCGACUCUCAGCCGAUCCUCUUCAGUGAGAACCCCUUUGUGGUGGCUAACCGCAAGGGGAAAGCAGCAGGCAAGGCUUGCCUGGGGGGCCCGCCCCUGGGCUAUGGCAGGGGGGGAGUGCUGAAGACCAACCUUUACUCCAAGGCUCCUGCAGGCGAGUCUGGGACAGGAAAUUUGAGACGUGAAACCCCCUAUUCUCCUAAUAAUCAGCAGAUGCCUGCAGCCCCUCGGCCUGCUCAUCUCUCAGGCAGGGAGACCCGCUUUGCUUCCAUUAACUUCAUUACAUCACAGGAUGACAGUAAAUCAACCAAGCCAGGCGUCAUUCAGCCUCUUUCCCGAGUGCGACAAAAUGCUGCCUCACAUAAUUCCGAGGACGGGGACAGCCCUAACCCCUUCCAGCAACCUGAGCUGUGCUUCAAUAUCCAGAACUCUCAAAAGCCGCCUUCACCACCAUCUCCUGACGAGAUCCCCAUCAAUGUCAAGCAAGCAUACAAGACCUUUGCAGCAGUGCCCUUGUCACACCCUCUGCUUGAGACACAGGAAUUGCCUGGUCAGACCAGCACAGAGAAUCCCAAAACUGCCCUGGAGGUGGCCACGCACAGCCCCAGUGGACUGCACAGCCCUGAGCAGAGAUCCUUCCGCGAGAGGCAGAAGUAUUUCGAAAUUGAGGUGAAGCAGCAGCAGAUGGAUAAGCCUCCCAAGCGUGUCUCCUUGGUAGGAGAGGAUGACCUGAAGAAAAUGAAAGAGGAGGAAGCUCGAAAACUGCAGCAGAAACGUACCCUUCUGUUGGAGGAAGAGGCAGAAGAGGAUGAGAUGGUAAAACAGGUGCCUGAGAUGAGCAUGCAGUCCAGUGUCAUCAUUGAAGGAGUUGAGUACAAGAUUGAGAGACUAAAUGGAAGGAGCAUCCAGGCUCCAGCUACUCGGCCCUCUGAGGUCAAUGAGAACAGCAGCUCACAGAGGAAUUCACUGGAAGAGGGAAUCAAGCCUGAGCAGAGAACCAACUCUAUGUCUGGGUUGAGUCCAUUAUAUCUUGGAGCAGGGGAUCCAGUGGCACCUGUGCGGACAGCCAAAGCUGAACGGCGGCACCAGGAGCGAUUGCGAAUGCAGAGUCCUGAGCUUCUGAGUGGUCAAGAGAAGGAGCUUUCUCCAGCAGAACGUCGUGCCCUGGAGGCAGAGAAACGAGCAAUGUGGAGGGCAGCACGAUCCUCAGCUCUUGAAGACAGUAUUAAACAGUACGAGCAGGAUCUGGCCAGGAAGUUGUACCAGUCCCGACAGUGGGCACCUGCUCCUGGGGCCAGGCCAGCUCAGAUGUCUAGUCCAAUGCAGAGUCACGCCUCAAGAAUCCCUGGGUCAGGAAGCCAAUCCAGGAUGAAAUCCCUUGAACAGGAUGCUCUUAAAGCGCAAAUGGUUAUUGCCAAGUCCAAGGAGGGGAAAAAACGCAGCACACUGGAGCAGCUGGCAGAGUCACCUUCACCUGUUCCUACCCCAUCACCAACACCACUGGAAGAUUGCAGUCCCAGAAACAUCACUUCACCGGGAAGGCUGUCCAUGUCUGAAAAGAAGUUUGACUACCGGGAAUUUGCUGCUAUUCCUUCCUCCAAACCUGUUUACGAAAUCCAGUCACCUGAUGCAGCUGAUGACCUCAGAUUCACAGAUGACAGAAAUAACUCAGUUCUCCAGGAGCAGGAUGGGCAGCCAGAGGAAGAGGAAAUGUUAGUAACACGUGAUUCAUCAACACCUACUUCAUCAGCACUUGAAGAAAUGGCCUUGUACAGCAGCAAACGCAAACUCCGACACAGCCGGCGCAGUUUGGAGGCUGCUGUCCCUACGUAGAAGAUCUGAUGCACCUGGGCGAUGGAAUAGCCCAGCACAGGGCUUUUGAGCUUCCUGUGCUCCAGGGACAGCACUGGACUGCCCACACUGCUGCCUCCUGGACUCUGGAUGGGAACUGAGCACCCCAGGGAGCAUUGUGGUCAACUAACUUCCUUUAAGGCUGUGAACCGCCCUCUUUUCUCACCCAAUAAUGCACUGGGGCACGUCCUAAACAAAAUGGGACAACACUAGACUUAUUGAUGGCAAAUUGAGAGGAGGUGUGGGUAGGACAGUGGGCAGCUGCAGCUUGUUAGCCUGUAAAUAUUGUGUGUGUGGGAAGGGUAGGACAGGGAGAACAUAUGAGUGUGAGACUGCGUUGGGCUCCAGCUGUUAUUUCCUCAACUUGGAUUUUUUAGUGGUUAAUAUGGGAGCUUCUACUCUGGUAUGAAUUAGAAGGAAGGUCCAGCCUGCCUUUGCUCCUAUUUAAUUUCCAGUCUUUUGCCAAAAAGCAUCUCCUUCCACCUCCCGCACCGUGUCACCUCACUUUCUUUUGGGAGUAUGUGGAAAUGGGUAGCUUGGAGGCAAAAAAAAAAAAAAAGA